Molecule: messenger RNA, 791 nt
Organism: Drosophila mojavensis
Lineage: Eukaryota; Metazoa; Arthropoda; Insecta; Diptera; Drosophilidae
Product: thialysine N-epsilon-acetyltransferase
Exons: 4
Coding region: 209-724 (171 amino acids)
Molecular function (GO): N-acetyltransferase activity
Source: RefSeq, a predicted model, not a curated record
AAUACAUUUUUAUAACACAUCUUGAACUAGUUCCAUGAACACUACAUUUGUAAAAGGCGACAACUCCGUAUAUGUAUAUAAACCAUAUGAUAAGGUCGCUACACUUGAGAUUUUAGAUAAGCUCAUUCGCCGGCAAUAUAACCGAAUAGAAAAACUGAUUAGUUUUCAUAGAACCACGUUACGAAUCAGUCAUUAAAGCCAUAGCAAAAUGUCACAGAAGGAUAAUUUUACGUUUCGUAGGGCUGAAAAGACGGAUAUGAAAGCCGUCGUAGAAAUGAUCCAAGAACUGGCCGAUUUUGAGCGCAUGAGCGACGGCCCGCAGCUGAGCGAGCAGGAUCUGAUACGUGAUUCGGGCUUGGAUGGCGGACACGAGUAUUGUCAAGUCUAUGUGCUCACAGACAAUACUACAAACGCCAGCAUUGGCUAUGCGAUCUGCUUCUACUCGUACUCCACCUGGCAAGGACGUUCACUUUUUCUUGAGGAUCUCUAUGUACGUCCAGCUUAUCGUAAGCAGGGAACCGGUGCGCGAAUGUUUCGGGAGGUAGCAGCAAUUGCGGUUCGACAGGGCUGCCGGCGAUUGGACUUCCACGUGCUCAGCUGGAAUCCGGCAUGUGAAUUCUAUAAUCAUCUAGGCGCAACGAAUUUAACCAAGUCGGAGUGUUGGCAAUUUUACCGCGUAGAGGAACAACAAUUGGCCAAGCUAGCUGAAGAAUUAAAGAGUUAACGAGCUGGAAGUUCUUUGAUCUGUCUAUUAUGUUGGCCUUAUUAACAAUAAAUAAUACUUUGCUAAA